This is a messenger RNA of Phytophthora infestans T30-4, 3798 nucleotides long. RefSeq names its product P-type ATPase (P-ATPase) Superfamily. Gene Ontology annotation, molecular function: ATPase-coupled intramembrane lipid carrier activity; magnesium ion binding; ATP binding. Bases 1 to 3798 code for a protein of 1265 amino acids. Gene Ontology annotation, biological process: phospholipid translocation. The record is from RefSeq and is a predicted model, not a curated record. Lineage: Eukaryota; Oomycota; Peronosporomycetes; Peronosporales; Peronosporaceae. The transcript is spliced from 3 exons. Gene Ontology annotation, cellular component: plasma membrane.
AUGGACGUGGGCAGUCCCCAGCACCAGGACGCGUACCACCAACUGCAGACAUCGCGCGCGCAGCAAACUCCGUCCAGCUCCAGCGCGUCGGCUCACGUCGAGACAGGCGCGCGUAACAUGGCGCUCCGAGGAGGCCCCGACCCCACCAUCGCAAGUAAGCGCGACGAAUCCGCCGAUUUCCGUGUCGUAUCUCUUCCAGCCACGCAGCGACAGCGCAAUUUGCCCGAUAACGCGCCGCCCGAGUUCUGCUCCAAUGUGGUCAUCACGUCCAAGUACACGACGUGGAACUUCCUGCCGCUCUUCAUGCUCGAGAGCUUCCGCAAACUGGCCAACGCCUACUUCCUACUUGUGUCCAUCCUCCAGUGUAUCCGAAGUAUCAGUAACACCAACGGUCUGCCCUCUAAUCUGCCUGUUCUCGUCUUCAUCCUGGCCGUGGACGGCGUGCUCGCUGUCAUUGAGGACCGCAGACGACACCUCGCAGACAAAGAGGCCAACUCGGCCCAAUGUCACGUCCUCAAGGAGACGUUUACAGGCACAUCAGAUGCGCUCAACCGUGCGGGAGGCGUGGAUGACCCAGACAUCGCACUUAUGCACUGGGCCGCUCUGACAGUUGGCUCGGUAGUGAAGCUCCACAACCGAGAGACAGCCCCCGCUGACUUAUUGAUUCUAGCGGUUGCCGAGCCUAAUCCUAGUGAACCCGCAGGCAUUUGCUACGUGGAGACCAAGAGUCUGGAUGGAGAGACGAACCUCAAGCUGCGUCACGCCUGCGACGCCACGCUGCACGUCCGAACUGCAGCUCAAGUGGCUGCUUUGGGCGGUCAACUGCGCUGCGAGAACCCUAACAAGGCCAUCGGGCGCUUCGACGGUACGUUAUCCAUCACGGAAGGAACGAAAGCGACAGAGACGCACCCGCAGCCUAUCGCUAUCAAGAACGUGCUGCUUCGUGGCUGUCAACUGCGUAAUACCGACUGGAUCUACGGCCUCGUGGUGAACACUGGAUCAGACACCAAGAUCAUGCAGAGCGCGACGGCCACACGCCCCAAGUGGAGCUCGAUCAACGAGACAGUCAACAAGAUGAUCAUCUGGCUCUUCCUGCUGCUCUGUUUCCUGUGCAUUAUCGCCACAACCGUGCAGGUGAUCUGGCUCAACAGCAACAUCGAAGAGAGCUGGUACUUGAGCUGGUCGCCCAGCAUGACAAGCCAGUGGUUCAUUGGCUUUGGCUACUACUUUUUACUCAUGUAUCAGAUGAUCCCUGUGUCUCUGUAUGUGACGAUCUCAAUGGUCAUGUUUAUCCAGGCGAUCUUCAUGACCUGGGACUUGGAUAUGUACUACGAAGAAGCUGAUGUGCGCAUGAUCGUCCGAUCUAUGGGACUCAAUGAGGAACUGGGCCAGAUCUCGUACGUGUUUAGCGACAAGACCGGCACUCUGACCUGUAACGUCAUGGAGUUCCGUAAGUGCUCCAUCAACGGCGUCUCGUACGGUACCGGAAUGACGGAGAUUGGUCGCGCUGCUCUUCGUCGAAAGGGAGUCGUGGUGCCAGCAGAGACAGAGCCAGACCCAGCCACACGUCGAGCCAAGAUCCCGUACGUCAAUUUCGAGGACGUACGUUUGUUCAACGCGUUGGAGAGGCCAAUUACGGACGACACACCGAACCGGGAGGCAGAGUUCUUUCUGCAUCUGAGUCUGUGCCAGACUGUCAUCCCUGAGACGGUGGAAGGCAGCUCGGAAAUGCGUUUCUCGGCAUCGUCGCCAGAUGAGCAGGCGUUGGUGUCAGGUGCAAAGUUCUUCGGCUUUAGCUUUGAAUCCCGUGGCCUGGGUGUUGCGCGUGUGCGCGUGAAGCGUCCAGAAUUGAUCCGUCGCUAUGCGAACGGCGCUACCGAGCCGAACACGUUGUUGGAGUUCAAGAUCUUGGACGUUCUGGAGUUUACGAGUGACCGCAAGCGUAUGUCAGUGGUGGUGCAGUAUCCCAACGGAGAGUACUGGGUGCUCACGAAGGGCGCUGACAAUGUGAUUUAUCCCAUGCUGGCUAAGGGCAAGAGUGACCCAGAAAUGAUGAAGGAGACGAUGCGCCACUUGGAGACUUUCGGAGAUGAUGGGCUCCGUACACUUACGAUCGCUCAGCGUCGUGUGGACGAGAAGGAAUAUCUAAACUGGAGCGCUCGCUUUAAGGAAGCCAACUCGUCUUUGGAGGAAAUUGACAAGCGCAAGAACGGCCAGCCGAACGAGAUUGACAAGCUCAUGACGGAGAUCGAGCGUGACUUGGAGCUCUUGGGUGCCACAGCUAUUGAGGACAAGCUGCAGAACAAUGUGCCCAGCUGCAUCGCCAACCUCAUGCGUGCUGGUAUGCGCGUGUGGAUGCUGACUGGAGACAAACAGGAGACGGCCAUCAACAUUUCGUAUGCUUGCCAGCUCAUGGACAACGACAUGCAGCAGUUUAUCUUCAACUGCGACUUGUACCCGACCAAGGACGCCAUUCUGUCGCAUUUAUCUGACGCGAAUGCACAGGUCCAACGCGGCAGUGGUCGCCACGCUGUAGUUAUUGACGGCGAGUGCUUGGAAUUGACACUGGCAGACGAGGGAUGCCCAGCCAGGAGUUCUUGGCCGCUCGAAGGAAUGCAGGCUGUGAACUCGAGUGACUACGCUAUCGGCCAGUUCUACUUCUUGGAGAAGCUCUUGCUGCACCACGGUCGUCUGAACUACAAGCGCAUGUCCAUUCUGGCUGGCUACAUGUUCUACAAGAAUAUCGUGAUGGUGCUGGCGCAGUACUUUUACAUGUUUUGCACGGGCUCGUCUGGUCAGAAGUUCUACGGUGAGUUGGGCUUCCAGCUGUACAAUAUUGCCUACACUUCAUUACCCAUUAUUAUGCUGGGCGUGUUCGACUACGAUGUGCCGUUUGAAGUGGGUAGACACUUUCCAGAGCUGUACCUGGUGGGUCCGCGUAUGGAGCUGUUCAACAACUAUACGUUCUUCAAGUGGAUCUGCAGUGCCAUCUACGAGGCAGCUGUCAUCUUCGUGUUCGUUGUGUACGCGUUCAACGAGAACCUCUCCAAUGCUGGCAGUGCACCGAUGGUGCAGUACGGAUUACUCGCGUUCACGAUGGUUGUUCUGGUGGCCAACAUUAAGUUGUGCAUGCUGCAGAUGUCGUGGACUGCUUACGGCACUGUGUUGUUCUUCGUGGGCGUUAUCGCGUACCUGCCGCUUACUCCACUCAUUUCAAGCUACUGGAUCUCCAUGUUCUCGACGGAAUACGGCAGUUUUCAGAACACACUGGGCCAAGAAACGUAUUGGAUGGUCAUCCCCAUCUGUCUGGUGGUUUCUCUCCUUCGUCACUUCACGUGGACAGCCAUCUGUCGUCGCUUCUACCCUGAUCCAUGGCAAAUUGUGCAGGAGAGGUAUGUGCUACACAAUGGCAAGGACGCAAGGCAGAACCGCGCAAUGUCUCGCAUCGACAUGGAAGCUGGCAUCCCAGUGGUCAACGGAAUGUUGCAGGACGACGAGACUGCGUACAUCAACUCGUCGUCUCCUGGUCGCGGCUACAAUCAGGCACAGGCUCAGUUCGCCGGCAAGACUCGAGGAUCUGGCAGUGGAUUCGCCUUCAGCUACGACCCGCAGACUUCUCUGGCCGAGUCGUACAUGUCAACACACGACGUGCGUCAAUCAGCGUCGGCCAUGCACGAGGCAGAACAACGUGGCCGGAGGUCUCGGGAAGACUCGCGAGCGUCGGACUACGAGUCGUCCCAUUCGGCAGCUGUCGUGGACUCCACCAAGGGCUCCUCAUCUACGGGGCUAUUCGUGUAG